Molecule: messenger RNA, 1692 nt
Organism: Penicillium angulare
Lineage: Eukaryota; Fungi; Ascomycota; Eurotiomycetes; Eurotiales; Aspergillaceae
Product: chaperonin-containing T-complex subunit CCT7
Exons: 6
Coding region: 1-1692 (563 amino acids)
Biological process (GO): protein folding
Cellular component (GO): chaperonin-containing T-complex
Molecular function (GO): ATP-dependent protein folding chaperone; ATP hydrolysis activity; ATP binding
Source: RefSeq, a predicted model, not a curated record
AUGGCCUUCGCCGGUCAAACCCCCACCAUUGUUGUGCUGAAGGAGGGCACCGAUGCUUCUCAGGGCAAGGGACAGGUCAUCUCAAACAUCAACGCAUGUGUUGCUGUACAGGCGACCGUCAAGAGCACCUUGGGUCCCUAUGGCGGUGACCUUCUGCUUGUGGACAGCAAUGGAAAAACGACAAUCACAAAUGAUGGAGCAACAGUGAUGAAGCUCCUGGAUAUUGUGCACCCCGCCGCUCGCAUCCUUACUGACAUCGCCCGAUCCCAAGAUGCCGAAGUCGGUGAUGGAACUACUUCGGUCGUUGUCCUUGCUGGUGAGAUUCUGAAGGAGGUUCGUGAUCUUGUUGAGCAGGGUGUUAGCUCGCAGACUAUCAUCAAGGGUCUGCGGAGAUCUAGCUCUAUGGCCGUCAACAAAAUUAAGGAGAUUGCCGUCGAGAUGAUCAACUCUGCUGAGAACGAGGAGAAGAAGAUCGAGACACUGCGUCGUCUCGCUGGUACAGCUAUGAACAGCAAGCUUAUCAAGCGCAACCAGGAUUUUUUUACGAAGAUGGUCGUCGAUGCUGUUCUUACCCUUGACCAAAAUGACUUGAACGAGAAGUUGAUCGGUGUGAAGAAGGUCACUGGUGGUGGUCUUCAGGAGUCCCUUUUCGUAAACGGUGUCGCUUUUAAGAAGACAUUCUCCUACGCCGGUUUCGAGCAGCAGCCCAAGUACUUCACGAACCCCAAAAUCUUGUGUCUCAAUGUUGAGCUGGAGUUGAAGAGUGAGAAGGAUAAUGCGGAAGUUCGCGUUGAGCAAGUCUCCGAGUACCAAGCUAUUGUCGAUGCUGAAUGGCAGAUCAUCUUCAACAAGCUUGAGGCUAUCUACAACACCGGUGCCAAGGUUAUCCUCAGCAAAUUGCCCAUUGGUGAUCUUGCUACCCAGUACUUUGCGGACCGAGACAUCUUCUGUGCCGGCCGUGUUGCAUCUGACGACAUGGACCGAGUAUGCCAAGCUACUGCUGCCGCUACCCAGUCGACCUGCAGUGAUAUUCACGAUCGCCACCUUGGUACAUGUGGUGUGUUCGAGGAGCGUCAAAUUGGUGGAGAGCGUUUCAACAUGUUCUCUGAGUGUCCUGCUGCUAAGACUUGCACCUUGGUACUACGUGGUGGCGCUGAGCAGUUCAUUGCUGAGGUGGAGCGCAGUCUGCAUGAUGCUAUUAUGAUUGUCAAGCGCGCUUUGCGCAACACCACCAUCGUUGCUGGUGGAGGUGCUACUGAGAUGGAGCUGUCAGGUUACCUGCAUGGCUUUGCCGACCGCAAUGUCCCCACCAAGCAGCAGGCUGUGGUCAAGGCAUUCGCCAAGGCCCUCGAAGUGAUUCCCCGCCAGCUUUGCGACAACGCUGGUUUCGAUGCCACCGACAUCCUCAACCGUCUCCGCGUGGAGCACCGCAAGGGUAACGUGUGGGCUGGUGUGGACUUUGAUGAGGAAGGCGUUCGCGAUAAUAUGGUUGCUUUUGUUUGGGAGCCCAGUUUGGUUAAGGUCAAUGCCAUCCAAGCGGCCGUGGAAGCGGCUUGCUUGAUCUUGAGUGUGGACGAGACGAUCAAGAACGAGGAAUCUGCCCAACCUGGAGCCCCCAGAGGCGGUCUUCCCCCAGGUGCCGCUCAGCGAGCUCUUCGCGGCCGUGGCCGUGGAAUGCCCCGUCGCGGAUAA